Messenger RNA from Cladocopium goreaui, 357 nucleotides. NCBI's taxonomy places the organism in Eukaryota, Dinophyceae, Suessiales, Symbiodiniaceae. The record is from the annotation of a GenBank genome assembly.
AUGGCCACCUGGAGCUAUUCCACAUUGCUAUACCUCGCCAUCACAGUCCCUUCAGGCGUGCUUGGCCAUGGACAGCUCACAGUACCCUUGGUACGCGGUGAUUCACAAGGGCUUCGCGAAAGCCAUGAGCAGCGGGCGCCAGUUUUCACUAUCGCAGGCAAUAGAGGUGGUUACUCGGAGACCAGUAUGCGCUGCCAUGACUUUUUGCCCGACGACAGCCCUCAGACUACACUCCAAGCAGGUGAGACAUUUGAAGCUACCUGGACAAUGGAAGCUGGGCAUCCAGGCGAUUGCUAUUUCUAUUUGAGUUAUGAUUCGGAUCCCAGCAACGCAGUUGCGGUGCCCCAGAUGGACUGA